GUACACUCGUUGAAGUCCCAUUCUAGAACAUCAAAAAGGUUUCAGACUGUUCCCGCUCCUACGAUUAAUGGCACCUUUCACUCCAAAGCGCGAGCUGCUAAUGGUGGGAAUGGGCGCCAAAACUUAUCGGAUGGGCAACAUUGUCAGGAAAGAAUGUCAUGUACUCGCUGAUGACGAGUACAUCACACAGCAAAACAGGGAGGCAUGCACGACUGAAGCUGAAGUCUAUUAUAUACUGGGAAGCCACCCUCUUAUCGCCAACUGUCUGUCUAUUGGACCCGAGAAAGAAUAUAUCGAGCUCGAGUACUAUCCGAACGGAAACCUGAAGGAGUACAUCAAUAAGAAUCGCAUUGAAGAGAUGGAUUUAAAACGUUGGGCGAGUCAAAUGAUUGGAAGUGUCGCAUACAUCCAUUCCAAGGGAGUUAAGCAUUCCGAUUUCAGGCUGGACCAAUGGCUGGUAGACAAAAUGCUGAAUGCGCGGCUCAGCGACUUCAAUGCGGCCGGAUUUGACGAUCAGCCAGGCCUUGGACUAAGAGCAAGACGGGCCCUGGGGCUCGAGAGGCCAAGCUAUUUCCUCCCUCGGGACGCCAACGAAAGCAAUACGGUGGCGUCAGACUUAUUCGCCUUUGGUUCUUCACUCUAUGAGCUUGUAGCUGGUGAAGCUCCGUAUGAAGAUUUGGAAGGAGAGCUCAUCCAGUCAUUGUUUGAAGCGGGAGAGUUUCCGGAGACUGAGGGACUUCUAUUUGGUCAUAUUAUCAAAGGCUGCUGGACAGGAGUAUAUUCUUCGGCGGAAGACAUUCCAAGACAUUAAGAUCACGUAUGGAAGAUAGAAAGGUGCAG
Trematosphaeria pertusa is the source of this 840-nucleotide messenger RNA. Its product is annotated as kinase-like protein. The record is from RefSeq and is a predicted model, not a curated record. The transcript has a single exon. The coding region runs from base 68 to 811 and encodes 247 amino acids. Gene Ontology annotation, biological process: protein phosphorylation; intracellular signal transduction. Gene Ontology annotation, molecular function: protein serine/threonine kinase activity; ATP binding. Lineage: Eukaryota; Fungi; Ascomycota; Dothideomycetes; Pleosporales; Trematosphaeriaceae.